GAUCACUGAGAUUCGACGAACCUUUGUUUGAUUUCUGGAAUUUUGAGAUCGUGGUGCUUCUCUCUUUGAAUGUUGAAUCGGUUCGUUUCUCGGAUCUCGAUGAUCCUCGAUUUUCUCAACCAAACUUGAACAAAACCUUUCUAUUUUUCGCUCCGAGCUUAAUUUAUUGUCGCCGCCAUGUUUGAAGCUCAUGUACUGCAUCUGCUUCGGAGAUAUUUGGGUGAAUAUGUGCAUGGACUCUCGACAGAGGCUCUGAGAAUUAGUGUCUGGAAAGGUGAUGUUGUUCUUAAAGAUUUGAAGUUAAAGGCGGAGGCUCUCAAUUCACUGAAACUUCCGGUAGCUGUCAAAUCUGGUUUUGUUGGAACCAUCACUUUGAAGGUCCCUUGGAAAAGUUUAGGGAAAGAGCCAGUCAUUGUUCUGAUCGAUCGUGUCUUCGUUCUUGCUUAUCCCGCCCCUGAUGACCGAACACUUAAGGAGGAAGACAGGGAAAAGCUUCUAGAAACCAAGCUUCAGCAGAUCGAGGAAGCAGAAACAGCAACUCUUGAAGCAAGGGCAAAAUCUAAGCUGGGAAGUCCUCCACAAGGGAAUUCAUGGCUAGGUUCGAUUAUUGCUACGAUUAUUGGUAAUCUGAAAGUAUCCAUCAGCAAUGUACAUAUUAGAUACGAGGAUUCUACCAGUAAUCCAGGGCACCCCUUUGCUGCGGGCAUCACCUUAGCCAAGCUCGCAGCUGUUACAAUGGAUGAAGAAGGAAAUGAGACCUUUGACACAAGUGGCGCUUUGGAUAAACUGCGUAAGUCGUUGCAGCUUGAAAGGCUUGCUCUGUAUCAUGAUUCUAAUAGCUUUCCCUGGGAAAUAGAGAAGCAAUGGGACAAUAUUACUCCUGAGGAAUGGGUUGAGAUGUUUGAAGAUGGCAUAAAGGAGCAGACCGAGCAUAAAAUAAAGUCAAAAUGGGCCUUGAAUCGUCACUAUCUAUUGUCCCCUAUCAAUGGAUCUCUUAAGUAUCACCGGUUAGGAAAUCAGGAGAGAAAUAAUCCGGAGAUUCCAUUUGAAAGGGCAUCAGUUAUCCUUAAUGAUGUUAACGUGACUAUUACAGAGGAGCAAUAUCAUGAUUGGAUAAAGCUAGUCGAAGUUGUUUCCAGAUACAAAACAUAUAUAGAGAUCUCACAUUUAAGGCCUAUGGUUCCGGUUUCAGAAGCUCCACGUUUGUGGUGGCGGUUUGCUGCUCAAGCUAGUUUGCAACAAAAGAGAUUAUGCUAUCGAUUUUCCUGGGAUAGCAUUCACCAUCUUUGCCAGUUACGUCGGCGCUAUAUUCAGCUGUAUGCCAAUUUUCUGCAGCAGUCAUCAGAUGCUAAUUACCCAGAGAUGAGAGAAAUCGAAAAGGACCUUGAUUCCAAAGUGAUUCUCUUGUGGAGGUUGCUUGCACAUGCAAAGGUAGAAUCUGUAAAGUCAAAAGAAGCAGCUGAGCAGAGAAAGCUGAAAAAGGGUGGUUGGUUCUCAUUCCAAUGGCGGACAGAAGCUAAAGAUAACCCUGAGGUAGAUAGUGUGGCUGACGGAUCAAAAUUGAUGGAGGAAGGAUUGACUACAGAUGAAUGGAAGGCCAUAAAUAAGUUACUGAGUCAUCAGCCAGAUGAAGAGAUGAAUUUGUAUUCAGGAAAAGACAUGCAGAAUAUGACUCACUUUCUUGUAACGGUAUCAAUUGGUCAAGGUGCGGCUAGGAUUGUUGAUAUAAAUCAGACUGAGGUGCUGUGUGGUAGGUUUGAGCAGCUCGAUGUCACGACCAAGUUCAAAUAUCGAAGUAGUCAGUGUGAUGUAUCACUGAGGUUCUAUGGGUUAUCUGCACCAGAAGGUUCACUAGCGCAGAGUGUAUCCAGUGAGAGAAAGACAAAUGCCUUGAUGGCUAGUUUUGUGAACGCACCAAUUGGAGAGAACAUUGAUUGGAGGCUAUCAGCCACGAUAUCCCCUUGUCAUGCUACGAUCUGGACUGAAAGUUAUGAUCGUGUAUUAGAGUUUGUGAAGCGAAGUAAUGCAGUUAGCCCUACUGUUGCACUGGAAACUGCUGCUGUGCUUCAGAUGAAACUAGAGGAAGUGACUCGACGGGCUCAAGAGCAACUUCAAAUAGUGUUGGAGGAACAAAGCAGAUUUGCUCUCGACAUUGAUCUUGAUGCUCCAAAGGUGAGAAUUCCUUUGAGGGCUUCAGGAUCGUCCAAGUGCAGUAGCCAUUUCCUCUUGGAUUUUGGUAAUUUUACGUUAACCACCAUGGAUACUCGGUCUGAGGAGCAAAGGCAAAACUUAUAUUCCCGGUUCUGCAUUUCGGGAAGAGAUAUUGCUGCUUUCUUUACAGACUGUGGAUCUGACAACCAAGUUUGCAGUUUAGUCAUGGAAGAUUUCACUAAUCAGACAAUUCUGUCUCCCAUUCUAGAGAAAGCGGACAACGUUUAUUCCCUUAUUGAUAGGUGUGGAAUGGCAGUUAUUGUUGAUCAGAUCAAAGUACCUCACCCAAGUUACCCCUCCACUAGAAUUUCGAUCCAAGUGCCAAAUAUUGGUGUUCAUUUCUCUCCAACAAGAUAUAUGAGGAUCAUGCAAUUGUUCGACAUCUUGUAUGGUGCUAUGAAAACUUACAGUCAAGCUCCUGUUGAUCACAUGCCAGAUGGAAUCCAACCUUGGAGUCCUGCAGAUCUGGCUAGUGAUGCUAGAAUCUUAGUUUGGAAGGGAAUUGGCAACUCUGUUGCUACUUGGCAAUCUUGUCGCCUUGUUCUAUCUGGUUUAUAUCUGUAUACAUUUGAAUCAGAGAAGUCACUUGACUAUCAACGUUAUUUAUGCAUGGCUGGUAGGCAAGUAUUCGAGGUUCCACCCGCAAAUGUUGGUGGUUCCCCAUACUGUCUUGCUGUCGGUACAAGGGGAACAGAUCUUAAAAAGGCCCUGGAAUCUUCUAGCACCUGGAUCAUAGAAUUUCAGGGGGAGGAGAAGGCAGCUUGGCUGAGAGGACUGGUCCAAGCCACCUAUCAAGCUUCUGCUCCUUUGUCGGGGGAUGUACUUGGUCAAACGAGUGAUGGUGAUGGUGACUUCCAUGAACCUCAGACCAGGAAUAUGAAAGCUGCUGAUCUUGUUAUUACUGGUGCUUUGGUUGAGACGAAGUUGUACUUGUAUGGAAAGAUCAAGGAUGAAUGUGAUGAGCAGGUUGAAGAGGUUCUGCUUCUUAAAGUUCUUGCUUCCGGAGGAAAGGUGCACGUGAUAAGUUCCGAGAGUGGCUUAACUGUUAGGACAAAGUUGCACUCUCUGAAAAUCAAAGAUGAACUCCAGCAGCAGCAGACAGGAAGUGCUCAAUAUUUGGCUUACUCGGUCCUGAAGAACGAAGACAUACAAGACUCAUUAGGAACAUGUGAUUCUUUCGACAAGGAGAUGCCUGUAGGACAUGCAGAUGAUGAAGAUGCCUACACAGAUGCUUUGCCAGAGUUUCUGUCACCUACAGAACCAGGUACUCCGGAUAUGGAUAUGAUUCAAUGCAGCAUGAUGAUGGACUCCGAUGAACAUGUGGGACUCCAGGAUACUGAAGGAGUAUUUCAUGAAAAAGAUACAUCUCAGGGAAAAGGUCUUUGCGAUGAGGUAUUUUAUGAGGUGCAGGGUGGUGAAUUUUCUGAUUUUGUGUCAGUUGUUUUCUUGACAAGGAGCUCCAGUUCCCACGAUUAUAAUGGAAUUGACACACAGAUGAGCAUUCGCAUGUCAAAACUGGAGUUCUUUUGUAGCAGACCAACUGUUGUUGCUCUAAUUGGUUUUGGAUUUGACUUGAGCACUGCAUCAUAUAUCGAAAAUGAUAAAGACGCCAACACUUCGGUACCUGAGAAAUCUGAUAGUGAGAAAGAAACAAAUGACGAAAGUGGACGCAUUGAAGGCUUACUUGGAUAUGGCAAGGAUCGUGUAGUGUUUUACCUGAACAUGAAUGUUGAUAAUGUGACUGUGUUUCUCAACAAGGAGGAUGGUUCUCAGCUUGCGAUGUUUGUGCAGGAACGAUUUGUGUUGGACAUUAAGGUUCACCCGAGCUCUCUUUCAAUAGAAGGGACUCUUGGAAAUUUUAAACUCUGUGACAAGUCGUUAGACUCUGGAAACUGUUGGAGUUGGCUCUGUGACAUACGUGAUCCUGGUGUUGAGUCUCUUAUCAAGUUCAAAUUCAGUUCAUACAGUGCUGGAGACGACGACUAUGAAGGUUAUGAUUAUAGCUUAUCUGGUAAACUAUCGGCUGUUCGCAUUGUAUUCCUCUACAGAUUUGUUCAAGAGGUUACAGCAUAUUUCAUGGGACUUGCUACUCCUCAUUCCGAAGAAGUCAUUAAACUUGUUGACAAAGUUGGAGGCUUUGAGUGGCUAAUCCAGAAAGAUGAAAUGGAUGGUGCUACUGCGGUGAAACUGGACCUUUCGUUAGACACUCCAAUAAUUGUUGUCCCUAGAGAUUCUCUGAGCAAGGAUUACAUUCAACUUGACCUUGGUCAGCUGGAGGUAUCAAAUGAAAUAAGUUGGCAUGGGGGUCCGGAGAAAGAUCACAAUGCUGUACGUGUAGAUGUUCUUCAUGCGAAGAUUCUUGGACUAAAUAUGUCAGUAGGCAUAAAUGGUUCAAUUGGUAAACCAAUGAUACGUGAAGGCCAAGGAUUGGACAUCUUUGUCCGGCGCAGCCUAAGAGAUGUUUUUCAGAAAGUCCCAACACUUUCGGUUGAGGUUAAGAUUGAUUUCUUGCAUGCUGUGAUGUCUGACAAAGAAUAUGAUAUUAUUGUAAGUUGCACAUCCAUGAAUUUGUUUGAGGAGCCAAAGCUACCUCCAGAUUUCCGUGGUAGCAGUUCUGGUCCCAAAGCUAAAAUGCGUCUACUGGCUGACAAAGUCAACUUGAAUAGUCAGAUGAUAAUGUCACGUACAGUUACCAUACUGGCUGUUGAUAUCAAUUAUGCUCUUCUCGAGUUACGUAAUAGUGUUAAUGAAGAGUCACCAUUAGCUCAUGUUGCGCUUGAAGGAUUAUGGGUAUCCUACAGGAUGACAUCACUAUCUGAGACAGAUUUGUAUGUGUCAGUUCCUAAAGUUUCAGUUCUUGAUAUCCGCCCUAACACAAAGCCUGAAAUGCGACUGAUGCUCGGCUCAUCGGUCGAUGCUUCCAAGCAAGCUUCUUCUGAAUCUUUUCCCUUUUCCCUUAAUAAGGGCAGCUUUAAGCGAGCCAACUCUAGGGCUGUUCUUGAUUUUGAUGCACCAUGUUCCACGAUGUUGCUGAUGGAUUAUAGAUGGCGAGCAUCCUCUCAGUCAUGUGUUUUGCGGGUGCAACAACCUCGUAUCCUUGCUGUUCCUGACUUCCUUCUUGCGGUUGGUGAAUUUUUUGUUCCAGCUUUGCGUGCAAUAACAGGAAGAGAUGAAACAUUAGAUCCAACAAAUGAUCCAAUCACCAGAAGUAGUGGCAUAGUUCUCUCUGAGCCUCUCUAUAAACAGACAGAAGAUGUCGUGCACUUGUCCCCAUGUAGACAGUUAUUAGCAGAUUCACUGGGCAUUGAUGAGUAUACCUAUGACGGAUGCGGAAAGGUAAUCUCGUUGAGUGAGCAAGGAGAGAAGGAUUUAAACUUAGGAAGAUUAGAACCCAUCAUAAUCGUUGGGCAUGGAAAGAAGUUGCGCUUCGUCAAUGUGAAAAUUAAGAAUGGAUCCCUUCUGAGCAAGUGCAUUUACUUGAGUAACGAUAGUAGCUGUUUAUUUUCUCCGGAAGAUGGUGUUGACAUCUCAAUGUUAGAAAAUGCCUCAUCUAAUCCGGAGAAUGUGCUUAGCAAUGCGCACAAAUCAUCAGAUGUUGCAGACACUUGUCAAUAUGAUUCGAAGUCUGGUCAGAGUUUUACCUUUGAAGCUCAGAUUGUUUCUCCUGAGUUCACGUUCUUUGAUGGUACAAAAUCAUCUCUGGAUGACUCCUCUGCUGUAGAAAAGCUUUUGCGAGUGAAAUUGGAUUUUAAUUUUAUGUAUGCUUCAAAAGAAAAUGACAUCUGGGUUCGAGCCUUGCUAAAGAACCUGGUUGUUGAAACUGGUUCUGGUCUUAUCAUUCUUGAUCCAGUCGAUAUCUCUGGGGGAUACACUUCUGUCAAAGAGAAAACAAAUAUGUCCUUAACCUCCACUGACAUAUACAUGCACCUUUCUUUGAGUGCUCUUUCUCUCCUACUAAAUCUGCAGAGCCAAGUAACUGGAGCUUUACAGUCUGGAAAUGCUAUUCCUUUAGCUUCAUGCACCAACUUUGACAGGAUUUGGGUUUCACCAAAAGAAAAUGGACCUAGGAACAAUCUCACAAUUUGGAGGCCGCAGGCUCCUUCAAACUAUGUCAUAUUGGGAGACUGUGUGACGUCAAGGGCAAUUCCUCCUACACAAGCUGUAAUGGCAGUAAGUAAUACAUAUGGGCGUGUGAGGAAGCCGAUAGGGUUUAAUCGUAUUGGCCUGUUCUCUGUUAUUCAAGGUUUAGACGGGGCUAAUGUUCAGCAUUCCCGUGAUAGCAAUGAGUGUUCCCUCUGGAUGCCUGUAGCUCCUGUAGGGUACACUGCUAUGGGUUGUGUUGCAAAUAUAGGAAGUGAGCCACCACCUGAUCACAUUGUUUAUUGUCUAAGGUCUGACCUUGUAUCUUCCAGCAGUUUCUCUGAGUGCAUAUACACCGUUCCCUCCAGUUCAUUAUUGGAAUCUGGAUUCAGCAUUUGGCGUGCUGAUAAUGUUCUUGGAUCAUUCUAUGCUCACACUUCAACUGCAGCUCCUUCCAAAAAAUAUAGCUCUGGCCUCAGUCAUUGUCUUCUUUGGAAUCCCCUUCAGUCGAAGGCAUCUUCAUCCUCUGACCCAUCAUCGACAAGUGGGUCCCGGAGCGAAACAAGUAUUCAGACUGGAAGUUCAUCAGGAUGGGACAUUCUCAGGUCAAUUUCUAAGCCAACUAGUUAUCAUGUUUCAACUCCUAAUUUUGAGAGAAUCUGGUGGGACAAGGGUGGUGAUCUUCGUAGACCUGUUUCAAUAUGGAGGCCUAUUCCACGUCCUGGUUUUGCAAUAUUGGGUGAUAGCAUAAUUGAAGGAUUGGAGCCACCUGCACUGGGAAUACUCUUCAAAGCAGAUGACUCUGACAUUGCUGCAAAACCUUUGCAGUUCAAUAAAGUCGCUCAUAUUGUGGGGAAAGGCUUUGAUGAAGUUUUCUGCUGGAUUCCUGUUGCACCUCCUGGUUAUGUUUCUCUAGGAUGUGUUCUCUCUAAAUUUGAUGAGGCGCCUCAUGUCGAUUCGUUUUGUUGUCCAAGGAUCGAUCUUGUUAACCAGGCCAACAUUUCUGAACCUUUUGUCACGAGAUCUUCAAGUUCAAAGUCUUCUCAAUGCUGGAGCAUUUGGAAAGUUGAUAAUCAGGCAUGUACUUUUAUUGCACGUUCUGAUCAUAAAAGGCCUCCAAGUCGAAUGGCUUUCGCUGUUGGAGAAUCUGUAAAACCGAAGACACAGGAAAAUGUAAAUGCAGAAAUUAAGCUGAGAUGCUUCUCCCUGACACUUCUAGAUGGAUUACAUGGAAUGAUGACUCCUCUCUUUGACACAACUGUCACCAAUAUCAAGCUAGCAACUCAUGGUCCGUGGGAGCCGCUUCUGGAGCCAUUUGAUGGAAUAUUCAAGUUGGAAACAUAUGAUACUGCUCUGAACCAAUCAUCAAGGCCAGGGAAACGGCUGCGAAUUGCUACUACUAACAUUUUGAACAUAAAUGUUAGUGCUGCAAACCUUGAAACUCUUGGCGAUGCCGUUGUUUCAUGGAGAAGGCAAUUAGAACUUGAAGAAAGAGCGGCCAAAAUGAAAGAAGAAUCAGCUGCCUCUCGUGAGAGUGGGGAUCUUUCAGCUUUUUCAGCUCUUGACGAAGAUGAUUUUCAAACCAUUGUGGUAGAGAAUAAACUCGGGCGUGACAUUUAUCUGAAAAAGCUGGAGGAGAACUCAGAUGUAGUUGUGAAAUUGUGUCACGACGAAAACACUUCUGUCUGGGUUCCGCCUCCAAGGUUCUCCAAUAGGUUAAAUGUUGCAGACAGUUCUAGAGAAGCACGCAAUUACAUGACUGUACAGAUUCUUGAGGCUAAGGGUUUGCAUAUCAUUGAUGAUGGUAACAGUCACAAUUUCUUUUGCACCCUACGCCUCGUUGUUGAUAGUCAGGGUGCAGAACCACAAAAGCUUUUUCCUCAAAGUGCUAGGACAAAGUGCGUCAAGCCGUCCAUUACAAUUGUCAACGACUUGAUGGAGUGCACUUCCAAGUGGAAUGAACUUUUUAUUUUUGAAAUUCCGCGGAAGGGAGUUGCCAGAUUGGAGGUUGAGGUAACUAACCUUGCUGCUAAGCUGGAAAAGGUUCAAUCCUAUUACUUUAAGGCUCUUUUCUUUGACCUGUUUAACUAUUCCUUAUGGGAAGUCGUUGGGUCACUUUCGUUUCCUGUUGGUCAUGGUGAAAGUACGCUUCGAAAGGUAGCUUCAGUAAGGAUGCUACAUCAAUCAAGUGAUGCCGAGAAUAUAAGUUCGUAUUCGCUUCAGAGGAAGAAUGCUGAAGAUAAACAUGACAACGGGUGCUUGCUUAUCUCAACAUCUUACUUUGAGAAGACUACAAUCCCCAACACACUAAGAAAUAUGGAAAGUAAGGAUUUUGUUGACGGAGACACUGGUUUCUGGAUUGGAGUUCGCCCUGAUGACUCAUGGCAUAGCAUUCGCUCACUGCUUCCACUCUGUAUUGCUCCAAAAUCACUACAAAAUGAUUUUAUUGCAAUGGAAGUUUCUAUGAGAAAUGGGAGAAAGCACGCAACAUUCAGAUGUUUAGCUACAGUUGUAAAUGAUUCAGAUGUCAAUUUAGAGAUAUCUAUAUCUUCCGAUCAGAAUGUCUCUUCUGGAGUAAGCAAUCAUAAUGCUGUGAUUGCCUCUAGAUCUUCAUAUAUUUUACCAUGGGGAUGUUUAUCAAAGGAUAAUGAACAGUGCCUGCACGUCCGGCAAAGGCUGAGAACCCUCAUCAUUCUAUGCAUGGGGUUGUUGCACCGCAGUGAGUUUGGUUGUGGAAAAGAUCAACCUUUUGUUGAUCAAGGUUUGCUGACUCGGCAGAAUACUGUCAAAGCAAAGCAGUAGGGCAUCUGCAUUUUCUUUGAAAUUAAACCAGCUUGAGAAGAAGGAUAUGCUUUUCUGCUGCCAGCCUUCUACUGGGAGUAAGCCAUUAUGGCUCAGUGUAGGAGCAGAUGCGUCAGUUCUUCAUACAGACCUCAAUACACCUGUUUAUGAUUG
Molecule: messenger RNA, 9246 nt
Organism: Arabidopsis arenosa
Lineage: Eukaryota; Viridiplantae; Streptophyta; Magnoliopsida; Brassicales; Brassicaceae
Source: the annotation of a GenBank genome assembly